Messenger RNA from Cyprinus carpio (common carp), 7205 nucleotides. Its product is annotated as N-acetyl-beta-glucosaminyl-glycoprotein 4-beta-N-acetylgalactosaminyltransferase 1-like. Gene Ontology annotation, cellular component: Golgi cisterna membrane. Gene Ontology annotation, molecular function: acetylgalactosaminyltransferase activity. Lineage: Eukaryota; Metazoa; Chordata; Actinopteri; Cypriniformes; Cyprinidae. The record is from RefSeq and is a predicted model, not a curated record.
UCUGGGAGCAUAGUAGGAUUCGUACCGUCGCUCCGCGGCAGCGUCAUGGAUGCUCAGUUGAACGUGGGGAUCGAGAGUCGAUCGCAUCGCAGGACUGGAAGCGGAGCUUGUGGGAUUUAUGAGACUCGUUACUAAAUAGUUUACCAGACUAAAGGCGUGACAGCAUCCGCGCGCACAGACGGACGCGUCGCGUCACAUCGGUGAAACAAAGCGUCUGUUUCGCAGAGAGCACGAGUCGAAUCAAAAUGUCAGAUGCAGCUAACGGUACCGGAGCUCACGGACGCCAAUAGAGCAUUGCUAUUGUUUUUAUGCUGACGGGUUUUCAGUUAACGGGAGAUGUGACGUUUAGGUUCGUGCGUUUGAUUUGAAAUUUUGCAAAGUUGCGCGUGGACUUGGAUGGAGAGCAGGUGCAUGAUCGCAUCACCUAUGAACCGCAAGAGCAAUGCGAUUCUUCAGUGUUUUAAUAAGAUCUGAGGUUAAAUCAGCAUUUAUUUGAUUGCAUUGUUUUUUUUUUCUUUCUCCAUUGCAAUGCGAUAAAGUACCAGUAGCGUGAUCUUCAAAUUUACUGUUGCAUACUCAAUCAAUGCAGCACUCGAAUGCAUAUUUAAUCCAUUAAACCUAAAGCGUCUUAUGUUUAUUUUUUGCACAUUGCUACUGUUUGAUUCUAGAUAUGCUUUAAAAAUCAACUCGCUAUAAUUACUGCCUUAAAUCUUUAAUUAAAUUCAAAGUGCCAGUGUCAUUCCUAACCUGCAGUGAUAAGUUCAGUGCACUUCUUUGACCAACUCCGUAGUGAAUUACUCCAAGAAGAUGUGUAGAAAUCUGAGUUAACUGAAUGAAAACAAAUUUACAGUGCAUAAAAUGGAUAUGUUAUUGUAUGAUGGGGUUUCAUGCUAAAUAUUGCAUUUGUUAAUCGAGUGGUUUUGUUGCUAACAUGGCUGUUUAAAAUACCAACAAAUCAUCUACUGUAAGAUUGUGUGGUUUAUUGUUAAUUAAAUGCGAAACCGCAAUGUUAAAAAGUUAGACUGGUCAUUUGCGCGAAAGCUUUAAAUCCAGAGGAUGAUCCUGUCUGGAGUGGCUGGACUGCUGUCAGAGCGGCUUGCUCAAGAUUAGCAGCCCGCUGCUCUUUUCUUUGCCUGUUUGCCUACAAUCAAAACAUUCACGGGACAAUUCUCCAUCUCUACCUGUUUUUAAAACUUGUUUGUGCUGAAUGGGAAUUAAAUGAAGUCCAUUUGGCUUGCAGAUCAUGUGUGAUUCUUCUAUAGAGUUAGAAUAGUAAGAACCCCACUGAGAAAAUGGCAUUGUUUUUAAAGAGAAGCAGCUGACUUUUUUUCUGCUGCUGUAAUGUGACAUUGGCCGAACCGAGAAGCAGCUUACAUGCUGUAAAUAUGAGUUUGUGACAUAAGGAGUCUUAAUUUUUAGCAAAACAAGACUGAUUCUGCUGCUGUCUGGAGAAAUAUGACAUUGUGACGCUACACAUUUAAGCGCGGCGAACUGAGAAGCAGCUGACACUUUCAUUCUGCUGCUUCUGCGAAGAUGAGAUUGUGAUACCAGGAGUUUAGUUGCGGCAAACCGAACCUGAUGCUGCUGCAAAUAUGAGAUUGUGACAUCAGGACUCGUUCUCUGAAGCGCCAGACUGACGAGCGGCUGACACUCUUUUUUGCUGCUGAUGAUGCUGCAGCUGCGAAAAUGCUGCGAUUCCCUGUGAAGAAGAUACGAAAGCAGUUCAAACUUCUGCUGCUGCUGGUGCUGCUCACUUUCGCCGUGUGGUUUACGUACCUGCACAUCAACCAGGGCAAAUCCAUCAAACUCCACUUCAACUAUGGAAAAGAUGGUGAGAGGCCAAUGGAGGGAACUGAUACCAGCCGGAAGAGAGACUCACGUUCAUCAGACAAGUACCGCAAAAGCGAAGACGCCAGCAACAGCCAGGAGGAGGAAAAUGCACAGGAAGAUGAGCCCAACGCUGGCACCCUUCAUGAUAGAGAUCAAGCUGAAAUCCGCAAGUUCAUCACACAGAAGUACAAAAAGUUGCCAUGGAAACCAGAGUUUAAAGGUCAAGCGAAUCUCCACGUCUUUGAGGACUGGUGUGGCUCCUCAGUCGCUCAGCUCAGGAAGAACCUGCAUUUUCCUCUCUACCCCCAUACGAGAACUGCUGUGAAGAAGUUGGCCGUGGCUCCAAAAUGGAAGAACUAUGGCCUGAGAAUAUUUGGAUACAUUCUUCCUUACAAAGAUGGUGAUUUUCAGUUUGCGGUUUCUUCUGACGAUAACUCAGAGCUCUGGCUGAGUUCAGAUGACAGUCCUCUCAACGCUCGUCUCAUGGCCUACGUGGGAAAGCUGGGAUCUGAAUGGACCGCACCAGGAGAGUUUACCAAGUUCAGGUCUCAGGUGUCCAAGUCUGUGCAUCUCAUGGCCUCCAGACGAUACUACUUUGAGAUUCUCCACAAGCAGGAUGACAAAGGCUCGGAUCACGUUGAAGUCGGGUGGCGCCCUUUCCUGCCAGGACUCAAGUAUGAGGUCAUCGAUUCCGCCUACAUCUCUCUGUAUACAGAUGAGAGCAGCUUGAAGAUGAACCAUGUGGAUCACAUUCCUCAGACACUGGCCAGCCAUGGGCCUGUCCCAGCAGAGACCCACACCCGCAGCAAACACGGUGCCGAUAUGCUGCAACCAGACCCCCGCGACACCUUCUUCAACAUUCCCAUGAUUGACCCCUCUCAUCUUGAAAAUGUGUUGCCCACCUGUCUCUACUCGCCAACAUAUGUGGUCAAAGACUUCCCUAUAGCUCGCUAUCAAGGCCUACAGUUUGUCUAUCUUUCUUUUGUCUAUCCCAAUGACUUUACCCGCCUCACCCACAUGGAAAGAGAAAACAAGUGCUUCUAUAGAGAGUCACCCAUCUAUUUGGAAAAGUUUGGCUUCUAUAAAUACAUGAAGAUGGAUGAGGAGGAAGAUGACAGGCCAUUCUUCUUCCCUAAUCCUGAUGAUUUUCUUGAAGAAGAAGAGGGGGUGGAUCCAGAGGAUGAAGCACAAGUUGUUGGCACCCAGUCAGUAAAGAAGACUGUCCAACCUAGCCAAUCAAGUCACACCCCAAGCCCCUCUGACAAACCUGUUCCCACGGUGCUGGAGAAAAAAGAGGUAGAGCAGGACAACCCAGCUUUUAGGAGAGAGCAUAGACGCUUUUUCACAAGAGCAAGACAGGUGGUUGGGUCUCAAACUCAAAAGACAGACCAAGACACUCUGGACCAUCAGGCUAAGGUAGGGUUACCAAAAAGUGAGAGUGUGGUGCGAGGUCGUUCUCUCACUUGGGUUCAAAGAGACCACCGGGACCUCAGAGAGGGUUGGUCAGAAGAUCGUUUACAGAAAAUAAGCAGAUCAGCUUUGCUUUUCCCACCAAAAUCCUCAUUGGUGGCCCUCAACAGUCGAGCCAAGCAAACCCUCAGCAGUCCUGCCCUCACCAUUCCUUCCCCAGGUAACAACCACGCUCAUGACAACAGCCACAAUCCUGGAACCAGCCACACCAACAAGGAACGCAAGAAGGAGGACAACAAAAUCUAUGUCACGAGACCUCGCCCUGCUAAAGAGAAGCAAAGUCUCAUUUCACGCCAACCCAGAGAGGUCUUCCCUGGCGUUUUCCUGUACCAGAAUGGCAAAACCACAAAGCUGGUGAACCUCAGUGCCAAACCAAAGCUCAGCAAAGGAGCUUUGCGUGCAUCCCAGUUAUUUGCACGGUCUCCUCUGCAAGAGAACAAGGUCUUUCCAGCGAGCCCCAACUUCAGCAAGCCAGCUGAAAAUCCCAUGCCCCCAAACAGAGCAGCAAUCCCAAGCCGCUUUGAGAGAAGGAUACGAGGCGUCUGGGAAAAACACCAGCAUCCCUUGAGGCCCAUCGCAACCGCUCGACCACCUCCUGCGCCCACCCCUCCGUCCGCUAACUCCUCUGAGAAUGUGCUUCCGACUGAGCCUCUCCGUGUCACUUCCUACUUGCACACCUCUGAGAUUACUGAGUCCCAACAGCAGCGGCCGGACAUGGACCCAGAACCAGAGGAGGAAGGAGGCAUUUCGGAGUAUAGCUAUGAGGAUGUGGAGCCCCGUCCUGGUUGGGCGGAGGAGGCCAUUAAUUGGCAGAGGACGUUUUCCGUUAAUAGCAUGGACUUUGAGACAUUGCGCUCUGACUGGAAUGAUCUUCGGUGCAACGUAUCUGGAAACCUGCAGCUAUCUGAGAGCGAAGUGGUGGACGUUCUUGCACAGUACAUGGAGAAACUCAAUGAACUUAAUGGAGGGAUUUACACUCUCCUCCGGAUUAUAAAUGUAGAGAAGCGGCGUGACUCUGCACGCGGUAACCGCUACCUAAUAGAGCUGGAGCUAAUGGAGAGAGGUCGUAAAGUGGUCCGUCUAUCUGAGUACAUCUACAUGCUGUUGCACCGUGGCCGGGUAGAAGACAGUCUGGAGAAUAUGGAAGGGGUCACAGCAUCAUCCCCCUCUUCCCCUAUCACCAGCCCACCUGCUCCACCUUCUCGCACACCUACCCGAGGGGCCCACGGCACCCCGCAGUGGGGCACAGUGUAUGCCAAACCCCUGCUGUGCCAGCCAGUGAUGCUGCAGUGGAAAAAGAAUGUCAUGGUGCAUUUUGUGAUACCAGUGAAGAAUCAGGCGCGUUGGGUUCAGCAGUUCAUUUCAGACAUGGAGUUCCUGCACCGUGAGACCAAGGACAACAACUUCAACAUCAUCAUCGUGGACUUCCAGAGUGAAGACAUGGACGUGGAGCAGGCUCUCAGAGAAAGCUCCGUUCCACGAUAUGAGUAUCUGAGGAGAGAAGGAAACUUUGAACGUUCUGCUGGGUUACAGAUCGGUGUGGACACCAUCGAGGACAGUCACAGUAUCGUGUUUCUGUGUGACCUGCACAUUCAUUUCCCUCUGAACAUCCUGGAGAACAUCAGGAAACACUGUGUGGAGGGCAAACUGGCCUUCGCUCCGAUAGUCAUGAGACUGGGCUGCGGCAGCUCACCGCAGGAGCCUGACGGUUACUGGGAGGUGAACGGCUUCGGCCUGUUUGGGAUCUACAAGUCAGAUUUUGACAAGAUUGGCGGGAUGAACACGGAGGAGUUUAAGGACCGCUGGGGAGGAGAAGACUGGGAACUACUGGACAGAGUUUUGCAAAACGGUCUGGAGGUUGAGCGUUUACGACUGAGAAACUUCUUUCACUACUAUCACUCUAAAAGAGGCAUGUGGAACUCACAGUCCAGUAAAGCUCCUAAAGGAUAAAACCGAACCUCGCUGAGAGACUUCAGACUAACUCUGCACGAGAACGGGACCUUAAAGGACCAAACCGUUGUGUCUCUGAGACCCUUUCGUGAGGCCCGUCUCAUACAGGAGGACCCGUGACACUGCCAAGCUGCUGUCCAAACCCAACACUCGAAAGAGACACAGAGACUCAUUCACCGAGUGUGUAUUUGUAUGUAUCUCUGUCUGUUAGGUCAGAAGUGAAACUUGAGUGAUUACUGAACAUUUAAAGGAAAUGGUUUCAAUUUUACUCCAAACUAGCAGCUCAGGCACUUUGGGUCACAUAAACAUGGUUUGCACUUAAGAUAUUACCUGCUGAAAUUAUUGUCUAAAGGUUUAGAUGUGCGCUGGUACUUAGACGUCUGCUUUUAUAUAGCUGUAAAUGUCACUUCCUGUUCAGAUGCGACGCCUUCUUACACUUGAAAUCUGAUCUGAUAUGUGGCGACUCCUUUCUUAAAGUCCUGCUGAACUUCUGGACACGACUGGACCACGAAUGGCCUGCUGACCAAGAAAUUCAAAUUAUUCGUCUUUGCAUUUGUGUGUAUGUCUGAGCUGCUUCCUUUCCUCGGUUUCCGGUUGAUUUCAGAAGAGGUUUAGUCUUUACUGGCUAGUUUCACAGAUGCAGAAAAACCUUUCAGACUGCUGUUUUAGUCUGGGUUUUAGGCUAGACGUAAUCUCUGUCCCAUUGAUGCAGUAUCCAUUUCUAGAGUUUAACCGUGGGAUAAAGAUGAUCUUCAGAAGCUGUGUGCCUUUCUUUGAUGUAAUUUAACAUGGCAGUCCAUACAGAGUCCUGAUGGUUAGCUGUCUGGGUUGUGUAAGUCCCUAAAUAGCAUUGUUUUAUGGAGAUAAAUGAAUAGUAGAACAUGUUUAGAAAGAAAAUAAAUGUUUUUUUUUUAAUCAAAUUUUGGACUUUAUUGUUUGUUCCAUUUUUAAAGAAAUCUUCCAGCUUCUUUUCUCUCUCGAAAGUGGAUGUUUUAGCACAGAAAAUAAGUUUGACUCCUUUCCCAGCUUGUACAGAUGAACAAAAAUGGUGUUUACAGUAAAGGACAUAAAACAGAAGUAUAUGGGGCACUAAAUAUAACAUUCUAGGUGUUAACAUGAGACAAAUGUGGUAGAAUAAAUUAUUUCAAGUGCUGUAAGAACAACAUAAAGACGCUAAAGAUGGCAAGUUAUGCAAAAGAUACCGGAAACGAACGUGACGUAACUAUUAGUGAACUACUGUUUACAUAAAGAAAAUCCACCUUUGUUGGUAUUCAUCCACCUUAAACUGUAGUCUCAUAGAUAAAGUGUUGUUUAGACAGCAUUACAGCUCAAAUAACACCUAUUUUUUCUGCGAAAAUCAUUUAAAAACAAAAUAUAGCUGUAGUUUAAGCUAUUGCAUAGUCUGGUAUAUCUUGCUCCAUAUACUUCCAUUGUUAGUGCGUUACUGUAAAUGCAAUGAGUCUUAAUGAUUUUUCGGUGAUAUUUGACAGCAUUUUGUUUGACUACAUAUAUUUGAUGAAAACAAUGUUUUACACUGACACGGGCAGCUUGAGUGUAUGAAAUGAUGUAUCAUUAUGUCACUGUCACUUACAAGCAUCUGCAACAUACAAACGACCAUGUUUACAAGCUGGCAUAAAACUUUGACGUGUUUUUAUUUCAUAUCAGAAAUACCGAGACUUACAAAGUCCAACUUAUGUGUAAAACAUCUUUUUAAAAGAGUAGCCUAAAUUGAGAUGUUUCUUUCUUCUAUUCCUUGUCUUGGUUCAAUGUACUUUCUGGCUGCCUAUUUAAAACAAAACAUAGACAGGACACUAAUAAAUUACGCCUAAUACAGGGAUCUGCAUUACAAGGUAAUUUCUGUGAAAUUGUUGUGUAGAAAAUUUUCAGAAUGUCUGCAUUUUAUUUUAACAUCUUUGGGUUAAUUUUUCUGAAAAAUAAAGUUUAAAGUUGAAGCA